Hemicordylus capensis (graceful crag lizard) is the source of this 3092-nucleotide messenger RNA. It is a transcript of the gene NEK11, whose product is annotated as NIMA related kinase 11. Gene Ontology annotation, biological process: protein phosphorylation. The record is from RefSeq and is a predicted model, not a curated record. The coding region runs from base 357 to 2207 and encodes 616 amino acids. Gene Ontology annotation, molecular function: protein kinase activity; ATP binding. Lineage: Eukaryota; Metazoa; Chordata; Lepidosauria; Squamata; Cordylidae. The transcript is spliced from 16 exons.
CCAAACACAGAGGAAGGGAGAGCGGUGUGCGUGCAUGUGUGAAGGAGAGAGUUGGAGCGAGGGGUGCCUCGCAGCCUUGCCGAGAGGGGAGGUUGAGAGAGCCAGCAGACACACUCUUAUUUUUCUUCUCCCCGCACCGAAUGUAUGAAUCCCCUUUUCUUUCUGUCACGUCCUGGUCGCGUGGAUAGACAAGGUAAACAACGAGCAACCUCCAAUUAUUCUCCCAGCCCCACAUUCUUCCACUCUAAAAGGUGACAUUUGUGAAUAUUGCUUCAUGACUGGAAGUUAACAAAGGAGCUUUUAAUUCUGUAGAUUUGGUAUAAUAACCACAACAGGCAACUCUAUUGAAUGGAGCAAUGUUGAGGUUCCAAGAAGUUGUUAAACAUGGUACUUCUCUUACACCUAUUUCUACCUCCUCAAAGACAUUGAUUGCUGGAAGAUACGCUGUUCAGGAGAAACUUGGCCGUGGGAGCUUUGGUACUGUCUACUUGGUGUCCGAUAAAAAAGCAAAGAAAGAAGAAGAGCAAUUGAAAGUUUUGAAGGAAAUUUCUGUGGGAGACCUAAAACCCAAUGAAACAGUUGAAGCAAACUUAGAAGCACAGUUGUUGUCCAGGCUAGACCAUCCAGCUAUUGUCAAGUUUUAUACUAGCUUUGUGGAAGGAGAGAGUUUUUGCAUCAUCACUGAAUACUGUGAGGGUCGAGACCUCGAUGUUAAAAUUCAAGAGUACAAAGAAGCUGGCAGAGUGUUUCCUGAAAGCCAAAUAAUAGAAUGGUUUAUACAGUUGUUACUUGGAGUCAACUACAUGCACGAAAGGCGGAUACUUCACAGGGAUUUAAAAUCUAAGAAUAUUUUUUUGAAAAACAACCUUCUUAAAAUUGGGGACUUUGGAGUUUCUCGACUAUUGAUGGGAUCCUGUGACUUAGCAACUACUUUUACUGGGACACCUUUCUACAUGAGCCCUGAGGCACUGCAGCACCAGGGCUAUGACACAAAAUCAGACAUUUGGUCACUAGGGUGCAUUUUGUAUGAGAUGUGCUGCUUGGGUCAUGCAUUUACCGGUCACAAUUUUUUGUCCAUUGUUCUAAAAAUUGUGGAAGGCGAUACACCUUCUCUUCCAGACACCUACUCAAGUAAACUCAAUACAGUGAUGCACAGCAUGCUGAGCAAGGACCCUUCAAUGAGGCCAUCUGCUGCAGAAAUUUUAAGAAUUCCGUACAUUGAUGAUCAAUUACAGAAUAUGAAGUGUAAAUUCACAAAUAUGACUAUUAAGGAGCAGGUGCUGGAUUCUCAGGAAGAAGCUGCAGAUAUUAUUAAUGCUGUGCAGAAAAAGGUACAUCUGCAAACUCUGAGAGCCCUAUCUGAAGUACAGAAAAUGUCACCACGUGAACGAAUGAGGCUACGGAGGUUAAACAUUGCUGAUGAGACAGCACAGAAACUGAAACAGCUGGCUGAAGAAAAAUAUCAAGAAAAUCUCAAAAGGAUGCGAGAGCUCAGAUCCCGUAACUUUCACCAAGUGAACAUAGAUGUGCUUCAUGAAUCAGAACAGCAAACUUCAGAAUAUCUGAUUAAGUCUCAACCAGUCAUUGCCUUGGACUACCGAUCCAUAGGAUUCAGUAACCAAAGCAACAGUGAUACACCAGACAGACUCUGCAUGUCUGAUCCAGUGGAGCAUGAGAUCCCAGAAGACCCUCUCAUUGCAGAAGAGUAUUACAAUGAUGUGUUUGAUUCAUGCUCAGAAACAAGUGAAGAGGAGGAGGAGGAGGAAGAGGAGGAAGAGGAGGAAGCAGCAGUGAUAGUAGUGGGGACAAUGGACACAUCACAGACUUUGUGCAGAACAAAUCAGCAGGACAGUGAUACUGAGGCAAUGGUCAGAUACAUGGAGGACAUCCUAAAAACCAGCUCUGUAGGUACUGGGAUUGUCACCAGAGCGACUCCACUGGGACCCAGGGGAUUGAGAGCUUUCAACAGCACCACGGCAACAACUAAGCUGAGACGUAUGAGGGAGUCAGCUAUUCAGAAACUGGGAAAAGAGAACUUUGAAAAAGUAUAUACGUUCCUUAAAGAAGCAAGAAGGCAGAAUGCUAGUGAAGAUGAAAUUAAAGAAUAUCUGGAAAAAGUGGUUACUAGGGCAAGUGACUAUUUUGAAGUAGACCAGCUCCUCUAUUUUGAAGACCAGCUAUGUGCUUCAGAAGAUUCUGUAGUGUGAAACAUUGUUCAGAAUGGAUUUACUUGGAUUAUAUGAAAUCCACAAACAGAACACUAUCACUGAAAGCAAGCAUUAUGUCAGGGCUGUCAAACCCCCAGGCCACAGGCUGGAUCUGGCCUGUGCAGCUCCUUCCUCUGGCCUUCCUUCCUUCCUUCCUCCUGCUGUGCCGCACAGCUCCUUCCUUUCCCUUCUCCCUGCCAUGCGCUGAAGUGCCAAAGCACCAGCCAGCUUCCUUCUCCCCACCCCUACUCACACUGUAUUGCUCCUUCCUGCCCCCCCCCACUCCAAUCAAAGUGGCGGCAUCCAAAGUGCCGACUGGAUUCCUUCUUUCCCUCAAGCAGCUCCUUCCUUUCUCAUCGCUGUGCGCUGGAAGGAUGCACCAGCUGGCUUCCUUCUUUCCCCCAUAACCACCAGUAUUUAUCUCCCCCUCUUCCAUGCUUUUCCCAGUAUCUCCUUCUUUCACACACACAGCCUUCCCCACUGUCUUUCCCUCUCUCCCCCUCAUCAAGCCUGCCUCACCCCCUGCCCCUCUCCCUCUCUCUUGUCAAGCCUCCCCAUCCCCUUCCUCUAUCUCUUGUCUCCCACACUUGUGAGGUUUGUGGUGAAGGAUAAAAAAAAUCUGUGGAUCCAUUAGAAUGUUGGCAACUGUACCCUUCCCCUCACAUGAGGUGGGCACGAGGUGACAGAAGGCAGUGUGAGGCUAUCUGUGGCCCUGCACAGGUGCAUGGAAAUCCAAACUGGCCCACCACCAGAUUUGAGUUUGACACCACUGAAUUAUGUUGUAUAGUUUAGAGGGCUGAGUAGUAUAGAGAUACUGAUGAGAAGAAUUGCUGCCAUUUUGUUCUCUUGUUAUAUGAGAUAAAGAGUACUCUUUUCAUCACUGAA